AAAUUGUCAUGUAUGUCAUUAUCUGUCAAAUUCCAACAUUCAGGAAAAAGAUAAAAAAUACAAAUUUUUCUACAGUCAUUUUGCACAAUGCUUUAAUAUAAAUUUUUAUAUUUUUAUACAAUAUUUUGACUUAAACAUGGGAAUUUUACUAUUAGAGGAACAACCUCUCAUAAUUCAAGCUAUUUUUGCUGGUUUUAUAGAGAAUGUGAAGGAUCUUGUUCAAUAUAAACAAGAAGUCAACUGUUUAGAUGAAGAAAAACGUACACCUCUUCAUGCUGCUGCUUAUAAAGGAGAAGCAGAAGUUACUGAACUUUUGUUAAAGAAUGGGGCCAGGGUAAAUGCCAAAGAUAGCAAAUGGGUUACCCCUUUACACAGAGCUUGUUCUGUAGGAGCAGAUAAAGUAGUUGAACUGCUUCUUAGUUACCAAGCAGAUGUAUGUGCUAGAGACAGACUGUGGCAAACACCAUUGCAUGUAGCAGCUGCUAGUUCUGCUUAUAGUUGUGUAGAACAAAUUUUGUACCAUCUACCAAACCCAAAUAUACGGGACAGAUCGGGCAGGUCUGCAUUGCAUUAUGCAGCCUAUAAUGGGCACACUUCAAUUGCCGAACUGCUUAUCUCUAGAGGGUGUAUGGUGAACGCCUGUGAUAAACGAGAUUGUAGACCUUUGCAUUGUGCCGUUCAAACAGGACACACUGACACAGUAGAAUUAUUGAUUAGAUGUGGAGCAGAUAUAAAUACAAAAGAUAGAAACCUCUACACCCCUCUACACGUUGUAGCUGCUAGUGGUAUAGAUAGUGUAUCCAAACUAAUUCUUCAAGCUGGUGGCGAUGUAAAUGCUCAAAAUGUUUAUGGUAACACUCCACUACACAUAGCAUGUUUGAACGGACAUUUAAAUGUAUGUCAAGACCUUGUUGCUUUCGGUGCUAACAUUGAAGCUACCAAUUUUCGAGGACAAACGCCUUUACAUAUUGCUGCUGCCAGUACACACGGAAUGGAUUGUUUGACGUUCUUAUUGAGACACAAUGUCGAGUUGGACUGUCAGAGUUUGGAUGGAAGAACAGCUCUUCACAUGACUGCUAUCCAUGGAAGGUUUACAAGGAGUAAGACACUUAUAGAUAAAGGUGCUCAGAUAGAUUUUGCUGAUAAGAAUGGAUGUACGCCCCUUCACAUCGCAGCCCAAUAUGGCCACGAUAUUCUGGCAAAUACCCUUUUGACAUUUGGCGCAAAUCCAUCGAAAAAAGGCUUUGAGGGACGGACACCACUUCACAUGUGUUGCUUAUCUGGGUAUGUGGAAUGCGGUAGAAAAUUUGUGCAAUGCGGCGUCGAUCUCAACGAUAAAGAUGACACAGGAAAAACUCCAACACACUGUGCUGCAUAUAAAGGAUCUUAUGAGUGCCUAGAUUUACUCGUCAGCAACGGAGCUGACUUCAAGCUGACAGAUAACUGUCUUCGUCUUCCAAUCCACUAUGCAGCCUCUCAGGGGCAUUACCAGUGCGUUUUUACCUUGGUUGGGAUCGGUAGUCCAGUGAACGAUAUCGAUAUUGAAGGAUGUACGCCUCUUCAUCUAGCGGCCGCCUAUGAUCAUGACAGUAAAUGCGUCGAUUAUCUUCUCGAUCACAAAGCUGAUCGUAAUAUGAAGGACAAUCGAGGUUUUACUCCGUUACAUUAUGCCAUAGCAGGUGGGAAUAUAAAUGGCGUUAAAAGAUUACUUAGAACCGACACAAACGAUCAAAAGAAACAAGACUGCGAUGAAAUUAAAAGAAUGAUGGAUAAGUGUUCAGUAGAUAUUACACCUUUACACUUAGUGGCCAAGCUCGGAAACUUAGAAAUCCUGAAAAUGAUAAUGCCUUAUUUUGUCGACGUUAACAUUAGAACAAAUCAAGGGAUAACUCCGUUGCUGCUGGCAGCACGAGAAGGCCAUGUGCAGUGCGUACAAUUUUUACUCCAUUUCGGUGCCAAAGUUGCUUUAGCUGAUUAUAUAAACAACAUGACGCCUGUCCAUUACAGUGCCAAAAACGGACACUCGCAGUGUUUGAGUCUGCUGCUGCACAACAGCGAAGAUCAGAAUGUUGUUAAUAUGCUGGAUAGGCAACAUAGGACGGCCUUGAUGUUAGCUGUCUCUGGGAACAACCUAAAAUGUGUCCAUACAUUGUUGAAAUGUGGAGCCGAUCCUAACAUUGUGGAUACCGACGAUCAUUCAUGUCUUUUUAGAGCAGUUGUUAGCGGACAAGACGGUGUUGUACAACUUCUUCUGUCUAGUAACGCGAAAGUUGAAACUACCGAUAUCAACGGCAAAACGGUGCUACAUCUAGCUGCAGCUUGUGGACACUUGAACUGUAUGCAUAUGAUACUAAACUACAUGACCGAAGAACAAAUAAUCGCAAAGGAUAAACAGCAGUGUACAGCUUUGCAUUGGGCUUGUUAUAAUGGAUAUGCAAAUUGUGUAGAAUCUCUACUCGACAAAAAAGUGUUUAAAGAAUUGGAGGAAAAUUCAUUUUCACCUAUUCACUGUGCCACAUUUUCAGGGUCAGACAAGUGCCUAGAAUUAUUAGUCAAUUACUUUGGAAAAGAAAUAGUUAAUUUGUCAGAUUGUCGAAAGAGAACUCCGCUACAUAUUGCUGCUCUGCAUGGCCAUACAGAAUGCGCGAAAUAUUUAAUAGAACAAGGUGCUGACAUUCAAGUAUUCGAUGAGGAGGGACGGACGCCAUUUAUAGCCGCUGCGCAGUACGGACAGACUCAAAUUGUUGAACAAUUAUUAAGUUGUAAAGUUGAUCGUACUACUUGUGAUAAACUUGGCAAUACUGCUUUACAUUGGGCGUGCCUUAAAAAGCACAACCAAACUGCCUUAUUAAUUUUAGAAGGAUCUCCAGGAGAUGAAAUUAUCAAUGUAGCCAAUAGUGACAAGAAAACCCCACUACAUAUUUCUGCAAGAAACGGCUUAGUAGAUGUAACAAGGGAAUUACUGAAGAAAGGGGCCUCGAUAAUAUCUGUAGACAAUGAAGGAUUAACACCUGCUUUGUGUUGCGCUCCAAAUAACAGUGUUGCACAAUGCUUAGCAUUGAUUUUGCAGUCACCAUUCCCGAAGAAUUCAAAAUCAGGAGAUGGAGUGUCUUCAGAGUUAUCGGCGAAAAACAUCAGUUUAGCUGUACAAAUAACGAUGUCCAACAUAUCUAAUAUUGAUUUGGAAGGCGGAUCUAACCAUUCUAGUGAUAAUGAAUUUUAUUAAAUUUCUGUACUUUGUACUUUAGACAAAUUAAUUUGUUGAAAACUACUCUUUUAAAAGGAAGUUGUAUUGUAUGUAAAAAAUAUUGAAACUAACAUAUCGUAACAUUGUAGGCACGCUGUUACAUAUAUUGAUCAAAGAAAUUCUUCAACUUUCGUAUAUUGUAGAGCAAGAGCUUCAAGAGCAAGAAUUUUUGAUGAAAUUUUGUUAUGGUGGAAUGUUAUGAUUAUUGGUGUCUUCAUAGCUUUGUUUUCAGUUAUUUACCUUUAUAUAAGCAUCUCUUUCGUACACCAGUCAAUGGGAGCAAGAAUAGGAUAUUACCUCCGAAUUCCAUCCUACUGCAUGGAUUUUAAUGAAAUUUUGGACCUAGCCUCUAGUUAUCUCCUAAUUCAAAGUCUACGCUAUGCCGAUGUGUGCUUUUAGGGGUGGUUCCCACCCCUUCUUAGGGGUGAAAAAAAUUUUUGGUUAAAAUUACCACGGAAUUCGCUAGAGAACCUAAUUCUAAGCAAAAACUGUUCUAUAAUUUUUUUUUGAAAACUCAAUACUUUUUGAGAUAUUCGUGGUUGAAAAUUGGCCAUUUUCAUUGAAACAUUCGAAACCUUUUCGAACGGUUUUUUGCGAAUACCUUAAAAACUAUGCAUCUAACUAAAAAACUGUAUUAAACAUUUUUGUAGGCCAUAAAACAACAAAGAGACACUUGCCUUCAUAAAUCUUCUAGUUAUAAUACAAAAGGAGAUAUGGUAGGUGAAAAUAGUUUGUUUUUUGAUAUAUUCUCAAAUUGGUGUAUUCAACUUGAAAUAACAGAGAAACGGUCGAUUUUAGGUGUAUAAUGCUAGUGCAUUAUACACCUAAAUACCUUUUGUAGUGCUUGAAAAGACCUUUAAAAUGAGCUAUAUUAAAGGGCCAUUACAUUAAAACUAAGCGAGAUAUGCUGCAAACAAAAUUGAUAACUAAUGUAUUUUAAGAAAAAAUGAGAAGUAAUUUUAACCCCCAUCCACCAAAAUGUAAAUGCAUCGUUUUCCUUUCACAAUACCUUUUAUUAUAGUGUUAUUUCUCUGUUCAAAAAGUUGGACGGGUUUAAAAUGAAUGGUUUUUGAAAAAAAAAAGAUCAAAUUAUAGAGAGCAUUUUUAAAUUUUCUUAAAAAUUUUCCUUUUUCUCCAUGUAACUUGAAAAUGAUAAGAGAUACAGUAAUGAAAAAUAAAAAGGAAAUUUUUAUCUGAAAAAGCCCUACAUUUUUGUGUGGUCUCUUUUUUUUCGUAUUUCAUAUCUUUUUCGAGUUACAUGGAGGAAAAGAAAGAUUUUUAAGAAAAUUUAUAAAUGCUCUCUAUAAUUUGAUCUUAUUUUGAUCUGUGAAAAUAUCAAGUAAAUCGAUGUAGUAGGAUGGAAUUCGGAGCCAAAUACCCUCAUUGACUGCCCUAUCAAUGUUUCCACAAGAAAUAAUGGAAGGGCGUGUUAGUUAGUGACCUGCAUAUUAAUAAGUCACAUACGAUAUCGAAAAAAAAGAAGAAAAAUGAUUAAUACGGCGAUGACUGUAAAGAAUUAGUGCGUAGAACAUAAUAUCAUAAAGCAAUAACACAGCCACACACAAGGUUCAUGAACUCACGGACCCAAAAGCACUGUAAGAUGGCACAAUAUCACCAAAGCUGUUUAGCCAAGUCCUAGAGGAUGGGUUUAAGAGACUCAAUUGACAAGAGGAAGGAAUAGAAUAAACGGAAAAAAUCUUAACCAUUUGCAAUACGCCGAUGAUGUCUUCCUGGUAGGAAGACAUCAUCGUUCAAGUUAUGAAGAGGGGUUAAAAAUACGCAAUAGAAAUAUAAAAUAAUAAGAUAGAACAGGUCUCAAGCUACAUAAUAUACAGUAUGGUGCAAAUAAAAGGAAUAAAUUCGUUAUUUCGUAAACCGACGACACUACGGAAAAAUCCCGAAACAGGUCGAUUUUUGUUAUUAAAUUAUAUUUUGGCGUGUAUAUCAUACCAGUGACAUCAUCUAUCUGCGCGUGAUCAUGUAAUCCAUGAUUUUUUUAAAUGAGAAUAGGGGUCGAGUGAUAGCUCAUUUGAAAGGCCAUUAAAUUCUCUAUUCAGUAAUAUAAACAUUUACACAAUUAUUUGUACAGGGUGCAAAAAAAAUUAAAUAAAUUAUUUGAUAAAAAAAAGAAGAAUGUAUGUAGUUUAUUUAAUUCAAAAUAAAUUUUACUGUUGCCCAAAAACGGAAAAAAUGUUUAUAUCAAAAAUAAACAUUGCUUUUCGAUUAAAUUCAAUGUUCAAGCCAGCUCCCGCCAGCCAAUUGCCUCUUAGGAAGUUUGAACAUUUAAUUUAAGCUAAAAGCAAUGUUUAUUUGUGAUACAAACAUUUUUUUACUGGUUUCUAACAGCAAUAAAAUGUAUUUUGAAUUAAAUAAAUUACAUACAUUCUUCUUUUUUUUGUCAAAUAAUUUAAAUUAAAAAUUUUUUCUAAUAAAUAAUUAUGAAAAUGUUUAUAUUAUUAAAUAGAGAAUUGAAUAACCUUUCAAAUGAGCUAGCACACGACCCCUAUUGUCAUUAAAAAAAUCAUCGAUUACGUCAUCACGCCCAGAUAGAUGACGUCACUAGUAUGACAUAUAUGGCAAAAUAUAAUUUAAAAAUAAAAAUCGACCUGUUUCGGGAUUUUUCCUUAAAGGCGCCGGUUUAUGAAAUAACGAAUUUAUUCCUUUCAUUUGCAUCAUACUGUAUAUUUGAAUACAACAGACUAAAGUGAAACUUUGCAGGCCAUAACAUCAGGCAGAAGACUAUAGAUGGAACAAAAAAGUGCUGCACUGGAGAACCUAGGAAUUAAAACGACACAAAGUAAGACCACAGAUGAGGAGGGCAGAAGAUUUAAUGAGACAUGCUGGUCCAAGAUGGAUAAAAAUUGCAAUGGACAGAGAAUAAAAUGAAAGUCAGAGGGGGAGGCCUAUAUCCGAAUUUGGAUAUAAUAAGUGCUUUAGAUAAAUGUAGAUUACCUCACUGAAGCCAGUAUCCUGCAUUUUCUUUUAUUGUAUACAGUAACUGUUGCAAUUGGUAUUUAUAUGAGCAAGUAAAAAUGUUGUUCGUGUCUUGUGCAGUUCUUGCAAAUAAUUUAAAUGAAACAGAUUAAACAUUAACGUUAAAUUUUUAUUUAGGUAAGCGAAGAGAAAAAUAGCCUUUUUAUAAGGAAAAUACUUUUAAGGAAAAUGAUUAUAUUUACCUAAGUUUUCGUUUCAAAAGUUCAUUGUAUCAAUUACUGCGUUCAGUGUGGUGGGUAUAACGCUAAAUAUAGCAACUGCAGACAUUCUACGCUCCAUAAACAAAAUCAAAUUGAAGCAUGGUAGGUAUAUCUAAUCCUGGACAUUCGACAGUAGUACUGAUUACCUUUUUUUUACAAGAUUAACAAUUAGAGCAUAAUAAGAAUAUAUGAAAAUAAUACAACUUUCUUUUAUUUAGAGACUAUCUUUUAAAAAUAACAAAAAAGUUUAUUGUUUAUGAAACAAAAACAGAUGGUUUACUUUUAGUUCACUGUUAAAAAAAUUUCAAAAAUAUUAGCCAAAGUAACCAAUAUAAGGGUAAUAAUGAAGACAACUUAAAAUAUGUGUAGGGUUUUCUUAUGACUUGCAAAUUUAAAACCAAUUUUUCAUAUAAAAAAUUUAUUUUUUAUUAAACAAAUUCUUCUCUUCAUUUGAAUGGCCUUAGCUGCCAGGGCUAUCCGGCCAGCUCUAGUAAACAAAUUGUAAAAAAAAACUGGUUGAACCGAAAAUGAUUUUAAUUGUGCAAUAUAACAUAUGGAUUAUAAAAUUAUAGUUAUAAUUAGAGGUGUAUUUUUAUUUUAUUAUUUGCCACUUUCAUUUAUUAAUAUUUUUGUUAACGGUUUCUACUAAUAUUCACCAAUAUGAAGCGGCAGUUACAAAAAACAUCACGACUGUGGUAAAAUGUUAAAAAACGAUAGUGUAUAAAAGUAAAAAUGAAUUUAUUGUCUUGAAAAAUGCUUUUGCUAAUAUUUUUGCCUUUAAAAACGCACUUACAUAUUGUAUUUGUACUUUAUUCUUUUUAGAAGUUUGAUAUUACGUCAUGUACAAUUUUAAGUUAACUUUUAAUGUAUUUUACGUUGACUCAGUUCAAGACGUAACCACUUAAGAGUUAUUUCACACAUUAAUUUAACGUGCACGCUCGAUUUAACUCGAGCACGCUAAACUGUCCAAACUGUGCACACUCGAGAUAAUUCGAGCGGCGUUGUAUUUUAUGUUGCUAAAAUUUUUCACACUCGAAUGCAAUCUAGAAUUGAAAAUAACAAUGUGAAAGUAAAAAAUAUAUAUCUCUUUUCUACUUAUCACUUACGACUAAUCUCUUCCUUGUGAGCCGCUUUCCGACAAAUGUGCAUAAUCAUAUUCUUAUUCGGUCAUUUUUCAAUAUAUAUUUUACUAAAAUAUAAUAUAAUGUAAAAAACAGUAACUGCGCAGUAAACAAAACACGUUCCAACAAAAAGAUGAUCGUUGAUCGCUUCGUCCUUACGAUUGUUCCAACAAAAAUUGUUAUCAUUCGGUAACAGUUUCGUGACGAUCAUUUCAGUAAUCGGAUAAACGCAAGUACUGGUUGGGCUAAUCUGCGCACUAGGAUAACUUUUUUCAUUAAAUACAAAUUGAUUUUUUUGGCCGGUCUUUUUUUUUUAUUUGAUACACUGCAUUUUUACAAUCUACUCUAUAUAAAAAGUAAUAAGUAAAUGGCAUGUAAGUCAAUUAACAUGAGUUAGUUACCGUCCAGUGACGGUUCUCUAAGUAUUAUUGUGGUAGGUCGUCUGGCCAUAUUCUCUUUAGUCUUCUUUCAGCAAGUGAUUGGGUGAAUAAAUUAUUUAUCAAUUCGUUGGUGUGAUCAGUGGUGCGAUUUUUAUAUUUUAUUGAACGAUUUUUUAUUAAGUCCUUGAGUAGUGGGAUGUCCAGAUCAUUGUGAAGUGUCUGGUUGGAUACUACGUACCAUGGAGCUUUACUUAUCAUACGGAUAAUUUUGGAUUGGAAUGUUUGGAGUAUCUUCGUAUUUGAAAGUUUACUGCGGCCCCAUAGUUCUAUUCCGUAUGACCAAACUGGUAUAAGUAUAGCUUUGUACAGAAGCAGUUUAUUUUCAAGAGAUAACUGAGACUUCUUGUUAAAUAGCCAGUUCAUAUUUUUUACUUUAAGGUCUAAUUGUUUACGUUUAGUUUUAAUAUGCGUUUUCCAUAUGAGUUUUUCAUCCAGAUGCAAUUGGAAUCGGAGUAUUAUUUAUAGAAACGUGAGGACAUGUAGAUUUUCGGGUUGUAAAAGUAAUUUGUACUGAUUUGCUGGCAUUAACAUUUAUUUUCCAUCUUUUGAGCCAGUUUUGUAAUUGGUCUAAAUGAUUUUGUACUUUUUGUGAUGCUACAUUAGGGUCGACAUCCAUUGCUAAGAUUCCCGUAUCAUCAGCAAAAAAGCUAAGAAGGUAUCAUUUCUGGUUGGAACGUCGGCUGUAAAUAUCAGAUACAGAAAUGGAUCAAGAACGCUACCCUGUGGUACGCCAUAUUGGAUGGUGUGGUAAUUUGAGAAGUUGUCUUCAAUUUUGACUUCGAAGUAUCGGUCAGUAAGAUACGAUUUUAGCAUAAAGUAUAGUUGGUCUGUUAGGUGUAAUUUCAGUUAAUAGAGUAGACCUUGAUGCCAUACCCUAUCAAAUGCCUGUUGUAUAUCGAGAAACACUCCAGCGCAAAACUUUUUCUCUUCAAGAGUUGUUUUAAUUAUAUUUACUAUUCUAUGGCAUUGUUGGAUGGUUGACAAACUCAUAUAACUAUUACAUCUUUCAGGACUUGACACUAAGGACAUCAAGAUUAUAAAAAAUCUAUUUUGGAAUCAAACAGCCCACAUAAAGAAUGGACAUAUGGUGAGUGAAAACAUAACCAUUUCUAGAGGGGUUAGACAGGGCUGUAUUCUUUCGCCACUGCUUUUCAACCUGUACACGGAACAAAUAUUUCUAGAGGCAAUGGAAGAGUACAUUGAGGGCAUCAAGAUUAAUGGCGUACCAAUAAGUAAUUUUUAAUAUGCAGAUGAUACUGUUAUACUGGCGGAUAACAUCGAAGAUUUACAGAUGAUGCUAAAUAGAGUAAAUACAAUUGGCAACCGAUUUGGACUGAAGAUCAAUAGAAAGAAAACUAAAUUUAUGGUGAUCAGUAAAAAGAACAUUCAACAUAUCGACCUGAAUAUUUAAGCCGAACGUAUUGAAAGAGUACACCGAUUUAAAUAUCUGGGAUAUACAGUAAAUGAUAAGUGGGACCCAGACGUAGAGAUUAGGAUCCGAAUUGAAAUAGCAAGAUCCAAAUUCAUAAAAAUGAGAAAGCUCUUAAGCAACCGCAACCUAAGCGUUAACCUCCGAUGACGCGUGACGAAAUGCUACGUACUCUCUACGCUACUUUACGGAGUAGAAGGGUGGACGUUAACAGCAGCAACUAUAAAAAAAUUAGCGGCUCUAGAAAUGUGGCUGUAUCGACGCAUACUGAGAAUACCUUGGACAGACAGAGUGACCAACACAGAGGUAUUGAGACGAAUGGGUAAAGAGGUGGAAUUGUUAACAUUUGUUAAAAGGAGGAAAGCGUCAUACCUGGGCCAUGUGUUCCGUAAUGAUAAAUACAGUCUGCUACAGCUUAUCGUGGAAGGCAAGAUUGAAGGUAGAAGAGGUUUAGGCAGAAAGAAGAAAUCCUGGCUGAGAAACUUGAGAUAAUGGUUUCAAAUACCAGAAGCUGCGAACAUAAUACUUGCGGCACAAAACAGAGAAACCUAUCGUUUGAUGGCCGCCAACCUUCGGUAGAAGACGGCACAUAAAGAAGAAGAAGUUGGAUGGUUGAGUGUUCACGUCUAAAUCCGAAUUGGUGUUGUGGUAUAAUUUCGUUUAUGGGGUACAACUUGCUCGAUUUUAUGUAAUAGUAGCCGUUCUAAUACUUUCGACAUUAUUGCGAGUAUGCUUAUAGGGCGAUAUGAAUUUGCUUGUGUUGCGGGUUUACCAGGUUUCGGAAUCAUAGUAACUUGAGCUAAUUUCCAUUGUAUUGGAAAGUAGCGAAGACGUAGUAUGCUGGUGUAUAUUACAGUUAAUAACACCACUGCUUUUCUCGGUAGCUUCUGAAGUAAUUCUCCUGUUAUCAAAUCAUAGCCAGGAGCUUUCUGAGGAUUUAGCAUUUUUAUUUGUUGUCGAACUUCUGCCGGAGUAAAUGUUGUCAGAGGAAGAGAUAGUUGACAUGGAGUUUCGAGGUACCUUUUUAUAUCGUCAUCUUCAUUGUCAUUGUUUUCUGGUGCUGAGAAUACAGUUGCAAGAGGCUCUGCGAAUACUGUGGUUUUUUCUUCAUUUGUGCGGACCCAGGUCAUAUCUGUUUUUCUUAAAGGUGAAUUUGUUAUUGUCGGUCGUUUAAAUUUUUUUGUAGCUUUCCAUAUAGAGUGGUCUUCAUGUGAGAGGUUCGAAACAUAAAACUGGAAGGAGUCGUUUUUUUCCUCAUAUAGUGCUCUAUUUAGUCUAUGACUUAUCCUAUUAAGAUACGUUUUAUUUAAUGGAUUUCUCGUUUGUUGCCAUAUGCGUCGAGCUCUUCUUUUUUCUGCUACAAGGUCUCUUAUAUGGAGGCGAAUAUUAUGGUUUUCUUGCACACUUCUUUGACGCUGUGGUGUUGCUUCCUAACGUGCUAUUUGUAAAACUGUUGUUAAAUAGUCUACUGCUUUCCUACCUCUUGGUUUUCUUUUAUCCUAAUAUCUAGUCUAAUAUUUGUAUUUACAGAAUUUUGGAAAAUAUCCCAGUUUGUUUCUUUACUUGACAUUUUGGGUGGUAAUGUUCUCCAUAUUAUGUGUGUGCUUAAAGUUAUUAUUAUUGUGCUGUGGUCUGAUGUUAAAUCGAAGUUUGACUCUAUUGCACUAUGGAUGUCAGAUAUCCCUUUUGUUACAGCAAAAUCUACCAAAUCUGGGAUUUUGUUGGGGUCCGUAGGCCAGUAUGUGGGUUCUCCCGUUGAUAAAUAUCUUAAGUUAUUUUGUUGAAUAGUAUUCAUUAAUGCUCGACCUUGAGGCGUGAUUAAUAUGGAACCCCAUGUUAAAAAACUAAACAUUAUUUUCGAUUUUUCAACUAGCUACACUAUUAAAUUAAAUAAGUUAAAUAUGGUACUCCAGCAUCAAUGGUAAAUUCCUUUUUGAGAUUUAUCUUCUUCAAGUACCAUGUAAUGACAAGCGUUGGAGAGCAUCAGCACAAUCUACACUUUUAACAUAUUUUCUAAAAGAGAGUCUGCUUACUCCAUACCAUUGUGUAAGGUUCUUUAGCCAGGAAGUAUGCCUGUGACCUGAAACUCUAUUUCUUUCUGUUAUCCAUUUUAGGGGUUCAUAUGUAUCAUUUCUUAAGAUGUUGCCAAAAUAUUCAAGCUUGCGCUACGUUACUGUUAAAUUAAUAUAUAUUUACUUUUUGUUAAAUUCACUCAACCUACCCCAAAAUGUGGUCCGACGGGGUUUUUAGUUUGUUGUUCUGUUUUAUGCAACCAUACAAUGAUAAAAAUUUCAACGCAAAUUCGUUAGACGACUUCAUAGGGAAAGUACCACGGCACUGAUCAUACCAGUCCCUAGCCGAGUCGGAAGGGCUGGAGGGGUAAGUACCUGUUGUGUGUUCUGCUUCUGACUUCCUUUAAACCUGUUGAUUUACUGACAAAUGAUGGGACUGCACACGCCGACCAUAAAUCAACAGUGUUGCCCUAUUUCAGAGAUCGUAAACCACACAUAUUGACGGAAAGAACAGUAUAAUAUCACGUUGGGUUGGUUUCCGUCUUUAGCUUUUGUCUUCUAUUACCUAUUUUCUAUUUGCCAAGAGCGCCGAUCCACCUUCCGUUGGAUCACGGCCUUGCGGCGGUGCCUUUAGCGGCUUGUAUGAGAAAGGGAUUAUCAGGAUGGUCGUGGAUAAAUGUUUUACGGGAUUUUAUACAGAAAAUUUGCAAGACAAUCAUAAACCGAAAAUUACGAUCAUUUUAUGAUUGCACAAACUCUGAAUUUCGCUUAAUAACGGCGUAAAUUUAUAUAAAUAAGUCUAAAAUCAAACGGGUUUGUACAUAAGAUAAAGAGAGAGAGAAAAAAUAUUUUAUAAUUCGAUAUUCCAUAAAUCUUCUGCAGGUAUUCUUCUUAUAGAUAAUAAAUGACAACGGCUUAAGCUCUAAUCAGCUUAGCUAACGCUGGGUUUAAGCUGUUUUAAAUGGCACCUAGACUAACAGUAUUUAUGAAUGACAGUUUUAUGGACUUCAAAAAUGUGAUUUCGGUAAACUUAAAUUACAAUUUGCGCCAUUAUUAAUCAACAUUAACAGUUGGCACAAUGAUAUGAAAUGAUCGUAAAUUCAGACGAAUUUAUUCAUGUAAAUUUUAUUUAAUUUGAAUGACAUUAUAUUUUCCAUAAGAUAUGUUCCGUGUCCUCUAGUAAAGGAAAUGAAAUUUAGACAACACGUACCGUAUCAGCUUAUCGACACGUUAUAUCUUGUAUGGUUAUAUCUUUACAUGGUUAUGUAUGCUUGUAUAUAUCAUCAUCAUCAGUAGCUAGACAACCCCUUUUGGGCCCUGGCUUGUUCUAGAAUUUUCCGCCAUUCAGUUCUGUUCCUUGCUUUGUUCUUCUAAUUAAUAAGCUCAAGUGUUUUCUGUGUUGGUAAUCUCAAUGCUUGUAUAUAUACAGACAGAAAAAUACACCAUAUCCGUUUACUCUCAACAUAUAUUUCUAUAAUUUGUAAAAGAUCUGAUGAAGUAACUUUUAAAGUGUUUAUUGUACUAAGUCUUGAUAAAUCCAUUUUAAUAUCUUAAAUAAUUAUAUUUUUAAAAAUUUUUUAUGUACGUACAUGUACUAAGAGAAAUAGGGGCAAUAUGUCUUUUAAGAACUGAUUCAUACUUGGGUGAUCAACUUAAACUACUACAUACAUACUUAGCUUGAGAAGAUGAUAAUGUAGUUACUUUUUUACGGUAGAAUUAUGAUGGUAUAAAAAAUCAGCACGAUUAUAUGCGCAAACUAUUAGUUGUUAAUUUUUAUUCCAAGAUAUAUCUCACUGUACACACCAUUAAAUAUAUUUAUUAACGUAAAAUUUUAAUGAAGUCUUUGUCUGAAUAUCAUUUGCGUUUCAAUUUCAAAUUAUGGUUUGACUUUACAUGAAUAUAAAAAAGUUGCUGACGUAAAUUGCUGACACUUAUUAACUUUCAUAUUAAAUAUUAAUUAAAAAUAAAUUCAAUUUUAACAUGCCUUCAAAGAACGAACUUUCAACAAACAUAAAAAUCUAUAUUAUAAACAAAAUAAUCACUAGAGUCAGCCACUAUUAUUUGCAUUUUCACUGUCUAUAGGAAGAGGCCAGAUAGUACCAACUGCCUUUGAGUCACACACUACGCAGUUCGUUUAGAAAUUAGCUGUACCACAUGUGCAGGUGAUGCCUGGGUUAUCAUUUUUCAUCAUCACCAUCGUGCUCAUGGAAUAUUGUGUCAUGUUCCCAGUUUAUUUACGGGUAUUUAUUUGGUUAUACCGUAUUCAUACCUGUCUAUAUACUCAUAUGACAUUGCGUAUUUGCUAAAUUCGGAAGCGCCGAAUUUUGGUCGAUUUCUCCAUCAUUUCUAUCCAAUUUAGUGUACUGGCGAGUUAGUAGCACAGUCCCAGACCGACACAGCCAAGCUGAGCCUCGACUUUAGCUUGUCUGUUUCAUAUACUCAUAUGACAUUGCGUAUUUGCUAAAUUCGGAAGCGCCGAAUUUUGGUCGAUUUCUCCAUCAUUUCUAUCCAAUUUAGUGUACUGGCGAGUUAGUAGCACAGUCCCAGACCGGCACAGCCAAGCUGAGCCUCGACUUUAGCUUGUCUGUUUCACCAGUUAGAAACUUCCAUAUAGUCCACCAAGAACCGUCACCAACUUACCGCGUCAGAUUUUCUCGCGUCCUUGUCUACACCAUUCUUCCAUCUCAAUCUUUACUUACCCCCUACUUAUAUUUCGCACAGACAUUAAUCCUGGGAUUCACCUGAGAAGGUAGUUUUCAUGCACUCUAGACAUAUCGUCCCACAUCUUAGCCUACUAUUUUUAGGAAGAAAAUUAUAUCUCUUCCAUGUGCUAUUUCUUUACAUUUCUUCUAGAUCUCAAAGUUUAGAACCAGUAAGGUAAAUACUGAAAUUGGAAACUAAAAAAGUGUUAGAACAUGUAAUGAAAUUGAAGCACAUUGAAAUCAAGUUUGGAAUCAGUAUUUAGAAACAUUUAAGGGUGGAAGUGACAAAAACAAACAAAACAAUGGAGUGAAUGUUCAACAACAUAAUAUAGAAAAGCAAAUACCUGAUAAUAUAGAGAGAGCAUAAACAAACAAAAAACACGUAUAUACAUAUCUAAUGUAAUUGACUCUUUCGUAAUGUACACUGCACUAGAUUGCAGCUGAAAUGAAUGAAUGAAGCCCUGAAACUAGAAUGACAUAACAGUAAAAACAUUGAUGGACAAAACAAGAACUAAUCAGAUUAGAAACUUAAAGCUUGAUACUGACGGGGAGAUAGACUAUAAUUUAUAUUAUAUCUCAUAUCGCUCAAUAUAGUAAUGAGUGAACCUGCAUACACGGAACCAUAAUAUAUAUUAUCUGUGUAUUCAAGCUCACUCAUUACUAUAGUGAGCGAUUUGAGAUAUAAUAUAUUUUAUUAUAGUAUAGCUCCCCAUCAGUAACAAGCUUUAUGUUAUUUAUAAUAAAGGUUCUCGAUAGAACUUUGUGUGGUAUACGGACUUGGUUUCAUGCCCUGCCUUUUUACACACACAUUAGAGGCUCCAAAAUAAAAAGAAGAAUGGAACAGAUAGAUUAAUAGAGGUCAAAAACCAAAACAUUUAGAAUAUUCCUAAGUAAUAGAUAUAUCACUAGUCGAAGAAAAAGCACAGAAACGACAUAGAAAGAGACCGAAUUGAAGAAAGGAACGUUGAGGAAACAGCAAUAUGCUUUCUGUUUGUAUAGAGUGAUGAGUGCGGCAAAUAUAACGGAAUUGUGAAAUAAAAAGAGAUGAAACUAGUAGAGGGGGGAAAUUAUCAAUAGAAACCUAUAAAUUUACAUUAUAUUGAUAGUUUCCCACCUUUUUACAUAUCGGAGUCAAACUGUCACAGGAGAAUUUUAUAAAAUUCUCCUGUCACAGUGGUAGUUGCCAAACUCCUCCGAUACAUCUAAAGGUAAGAAACUAUCAAUAUAAUGUAAAAUUAUAGGUUUCUAUUAAUAAUUUCCCACCUCUACUAGUUUCAUCUCUUUUUAUUUCACUAUGUAUUGUGUUUUCCGUCUUUUGCAUUAUUUUGCCGGUUCUUAGUGCACUCAUCAUUGUAUAAACUGAAACAACAUAACUCUUCUGUUUAGAGAUGUUAUCCAUAUGUUAUUUUAGAUCAUAUAACAGGUAAAAUUAUAAACUAACAGAAAGAUAAAUUUAUAACUUUUUUUGUCUGUACCAAAUUCUAAUAGAACACUGUUAAAUUCAUAUUUUAAUACAUAAUAUAAAAUUCAUUUAAAUUUUACGUUCAUAAAAUAGCACUGACCAUCUAUUUCUUCUAGUCAUUAUAUAACCGAAUUGUGCAACGUUUUUAGGUUCUUAAAUUAAAAGGCCUACGAUAAUCAUGAAGAUAGUUAUAACACUUUAAGUUUAAUUAAAACAGGGUGUUUGUAGUGUUUCUGUCCCCCUCAGACUGCUUUUAUAUUCCUAUGUAAGACGAAAUUUUACAAAAUUAUUUGUCAGAUUUUACAGUACAGCUAAGUAUCGAUUUAAAAUGCUUGAACUAAGCAUUGUGCACUUUGCAUGUUUAUCCUAGCGGUUGAAGCUAUACUGAUAGGUUAAUUACACCUGUGAAAUAGAGGUGACACCUUUUACUAAUUUCUCUACCUUGUGAGGUGUAGUUCUUUCAGGACAAUAGUACGUUCUUUAACGGUAAAAUAUUGCAACACCUCUAAAUUUUAGAGAACCGCUUGGAUUGACAUGAAAUUUUGCAUACACAUAGCUAACAAGUCAACGAAAAAAAGUGAUAUUGUGCCGAUGUGUGCUUUUGCCCUUGGGGUGGUUUUCACCCUCUCCUUGGGGGUGAAAAAAUAUACGACCAAAGUAAGUCCGGAAAUGGAUAAACUGACUAAUUGUAAGUAACUUUUGUUCUAUAGAGUUUUUUUAUUAAGUCAAGAUUUUUCGAGUUAUUUGUCAGUGAAUAUGUUCAUUUCUUCAACAAAACAACCACGCUUUUAGACAGUUUUUCGUAAAUAACUCAAAAAGUAAGUAUUUUGUCGAAAAAAAAAACAUUCUUAGCAAAAAUAUAGCCUGUAAAAAAUUUAAAAAAGUGGUGUAUAUAUCACGUCUCUAUACCUAGUAGAAGCAGAGUUAUAGCUAAUGAAAAAUAGGUUCAUAUUCGUCAAAUUCCAAAUGGAAUACUUUAACGUGAAAUAACAAAAAAUUAAGCACAUUUCGGGGAAAACUCAUUACAAUUUAUUUAGUGUUUAAAAAAGGCUUCAUUUUUGUUUUAUAAAAAAAAUUUUUAGCAUCAAAAGUAAACAAGUUACGCUCAAAAUAAAGUUAGUCUUUUUUUUUGUUAAAAAAAUCGGAAAAUCACCUCCUUAUUAGUAUCUCAAAUGAACUUAAUCGUUACGACUUCACAAGUUUCUUGACUCGUGUAUGUAUUGUUUAUAUGAUCUGUAAGUUUCAUCGGUUCAAAGUCCUUAUUUUUGAAAGGGCUGUAGUUAAAAGGGGUUGAACGAGUCACUGAUCACGAAUGUAUGCAAAGUUAGAAACACCAAAUCUUAAUCAAUUUUUGUCUUACAGGAAAACAAAAGAAUACAGGAUAUUCAGAAAAGCAAUGCUGACUUUUUUGUUUUUUUUUUGAGAUAUUUGGUAUCUCUAACAAUUUUUAAGUUAUUUUGAAAAAAAGCAUAUUUUUCAAAAUUAAAAUUUUUGAAAAUAUUACUUUGAAACCAAAUUUUUUCAAAAAUAAGCAUUUUGAAUCGAUGAAACUUACAGAUCAUAUGAACACAACAUAAGUAAAAUAAUUUGUGGAGCGGUAACGACUAAUUUCAUUCAAGUUGCUAAUUAGGGGGUGGUCCUCCCGAUUUUUUUUUGCCAAAACAAAAGGGACCAACUUUAUUUUGAGCGUAACUUGAUUAAAUUUGAUGCUAGAAACUUUUUAUAAAAACAGAAAUAAAGCUUUUUUUAUACAAUUUAAAAAAGUUAUAAUAGGUUUUCCCCAAAAAGUGCCUAAUUUUUUGGAUAUUUUGAAAUUUGGCGAAUAUGAACCUAUUUUUUAUUGGCUAUAACUCUGGUUCUACGAGGUCCAGAGAACUCGCGCGUACACCAUUUUUUUUUUACUUUUUUACAGGCUAUAUUUUUGCUAAGAAUGUUUUUUUCGGCAAAAUACUUACUUUUUGAGUUAUUUGCGAAAAACCGUCUAAAAAUGUGGUUAUUUUGUUGAAAAAUGAACAUUCACUCGAAAAUAACUCGAAAAGUGUUGACUUGGCGAAAAAAACAAAAGAACAAAAGUUACUUAAAAUUAGUCAGUUUAUCCAUUUCCGGACUUAUUUUGGACACAUAUUUUUUCACCCCCAAAAGGGGGUGAAAGUCACCCCCAGGGCAAAAGCACACAUUGGCACAAUAUCACUUUUUUUCUUUGACAUGUAAGCUAUGCGUAUGCAAAAUUUCAUGUCAAUUCAAGCGGUUUUUUAAAAUUUAGAGCAAAAACCGUGAAAGAAUGUACUACAACAGACUCAUAAAACACAGGUUAAAACAAAAUACAUGUAUUGAGGAUAUUUAUAUAACACAGUACGCUGGACACUUCAGUCUACAGUGUUUCCCGUGCCAAUGCAUGCGUUUUAAUGUACGUAAUCUACGUAGAAAUUGUCUGUAUGCGCCUACUCGUUCGAUUUCAAAUGGGAAAUGCAUUGAAAACAUCAUUCAAUCACUAUGUGUUUAUAGCUUUGUUUAACAAUAAAAAAUUAAUUUUUAGCAAUGAAAGUAAUCAAAACCGAUAGAAUUUGACUUGAACUUUCAAAUGCGGUAAGCAGAAUUGCCAUUUUAUUUUUCAAUCAAAAGUUAUUCGGGUUCAAAAAUUGCAAUUUUUCGAUUUUUUUAAAGUUCAACCGCGUUUAUGUCGAAAACUAUGCAUCCUACGAAAAAACUUGUAAAAACAUGUUUUGUUUAGAAUAACCCAAAAAGUACAAAACAAUGUUUUGUUUUACGAAAAAUCGCUGUUAUGUGAUUCCUCAAGUUCUUUGUUUAUAACAAUCUUAUCGACAUCCGGAUCGACUGUUACCCAAAAAAUUCGUGUUCUACGGGUCAAAAUACAUAAAAAAAACUUGGGUAAGUCCAUCUGAAUUAAGGAGGCCGUUGUACCCCCACUGGCGACAGGACUAAUAUGGCAGAUAUUUAUAUUUGUUACACAACUAACAACAACUAUAUUAAAAAUCAAUUUAAGAAAAUAUGUAUUUGCUGUACUGUAAAAUCUUAUAUAUUUAUCAUGAAUUCCUAAGAGUGAUACAUGUUCAGGUGUUAAAAAUAAUAAAUUUGAAACUAUUUUUGAAUCUAUUGUUUAAGUAGAAUGAAAUUGAUUUGUGUAUUUGUAUCCAAAACUUACGUCUUAUUCCUUGUAUUUCAUCUUUCUCUACGACGGCUUUAAAGUCGCCCACACUAAUGUUAGCAUCAUCUUUCUUAAUUAACUUCCGAAAAACCUAUUUUUCCUUAUACCAUGCUUUUAUUUCAUCAUUUUUAUUUGUUGUUGGACCGUACCUAGGUCUGAUAUUACCGUUAACAGGUUCAUAUGGUAUUUGAAUUCAUACGUUUCUUUCAGACAAUAGAACAAAGUAAGUCAUCGUCUUGACUUACUUUGGUCUAUUUGUAGCUAAUAUUAUUUUACUCCAUUUUUAUGUUCUUGAUGAGUUUUUUCAGAAUAAUAGAAGUCUAUUUGUUGUUCUGUCUUAUAAAGAAGUUCAAGAUCCCUUUAAUAUGUUAAUGAUGACGUUGAUAAUUUCUCGCCGUUGUUUUAACGCUCCUUUCACAAAAAUGUAAACAAGUGGCGCUAUCAUAGGACACACCCCACCAAGCCAUCACUGAGGCAGGAUAAUGACCUCGUUUGGCAUCAGUUCGCGGCCUUCCUUGGAUGGCCAUGCAUAAACUCUAUGGUUUUGAUUAUUCAACGUUUUCUCCAUAGUAAACUUUUUUUUAUUUGUAAAGAUGAUUUCUUUGUAACGCUCUUUACGGUACAACAACAGGCGUCUUGAUUUUUUUCCACUUUUGUUUUAAUGCAAUGGUCAGGCAUUUUCCUAUUUGUUGUUUGUAAGCCUCACGUCCCAAUUCUUGUUUGGAUUUUUGCCAGAGGCCAUGACUUUUUGUUUUACGGCAGGUUUUUGGUUAAUUCUUGCCCUAACCGCGUUAAUAACCUGUGACGUAUGAGCUACACAUGGCUGGUCGGAUCUGUUAGUCAUUUACUCUUCCUGUAUCCAAAAACAACUUUUUUUUAUUUAGGUAAUGCCUUGACAACUAAUGGCCAUUGGCAUGGUAGGUACGGUAAAUUUUUGCAGUUAGGUACCUAGUGUCAUGUGUAGUGUGUGUGUUGAGUAAGUGUCUUGUUACUUUGCAAAGUCGACGUCAGUGUCUUUGCAAAGAGACGCUAGUUGUAUCCAAACGUCUGCGGUUCCUCCGGUGAGUACCGAUCCCACAAGGACAGAAACUAUUUUUAUGUAUAAUAAACGAAAAAUUCCUGAUCCUGGUGACAAAAACAAUUUAAUACUUUAAAACACGUGUAAUUUUAACGGUUUCAAUAAUUCAAAAAUACGAGCUCUUUCUAUUCCGCACUUAUGAAGAGCAAUGGCAGCAGUAGAGUUGUCUUUGUCCUGCUACUCCAUAUUAACGGUUCAAACUUAUAGACGUAAAUAUAAAUAGACUGAUUUGUCAGCCGUACAAGCUGCGUUUAAAGCAGCUUUACAUCUAGGCUAUGCAAGUCCGUCUUGCAUGGCAUAUUUCUUGCCUAGCUUGAUCUGUUUACGUCAAAGCUAAUUCUGUGCAAUUUUUGGUAUCACUUUCAUUGUUGUCAACAAAGGAAAUAUACCAAAACAUUAACUUUAGAUACUUAUUUAGAAAUUUCACUUAAAAAUUUCAGCCCAGCAUUGUGUAUAUUUAAAUAUAAAUCACAACUUAUUACAUCCAAUAAAUACUUAACAUUUAAACUUACACAAUAAGGUUAAGUUAUAUUUUAACCGUAAAUUUUGUCAUGGGCAACAUAAGCUUUUCAUCUAGCACAGGAAUUGUAUGAAAAUAGCGCGUGGGCAUGCGCAGUUACAUAAUCUAUCUUGCAUGGCUCUUGCCUAGUAGCCCGAUAAGGGAACACAAAAUUUUACGAAAACCUCCAAAAAAAUAAAGGAAAGAUGAAAAUUUGGGAAUAGCUAAUUGAAAUUGUCUAUUAAUAUACAAGAAAAAGUUUACAAUUCUACAUCCACUCCAUUUUACAAAAAUUGGGAAAUACGGGGUGAAAAAUAUUUUCUCAGGGGUGAAAAAAUAUACGUUCAAAAUAAGACUGGAAUUGGAUAAAAUGCCUAAUUCUAAGCAACUUUUAUUCUAUAGUUUUUUCGCUAAGUCAAUACUUUUCGAGUUAUUUGCGAGUGAAUAUGUUCAUUGGUAACAAAAAAAAACAUGUUUUUGGACGGUUUUUCGCAGAUAACUCAAAAAGUAAGUAUUCUAGUGAAAAAAAUAUAACUUUUAAAAAACUAAAAAACAUGGUGUAUGCGUGAGUUCUGCAGACCCAGUAAAAGCGGAGUUGUAGCUAAUGAAAAAUUCCAAAUCGAAUAUUUCAAUGUGAAAUAUCCAAAAAACGAAGCACUUUUUGGGGAAAAUUCAUUACAACUUUUUUAAAGUGUUAAAAAAAGGUUUAUUUUUGUUUAAAAAAAACUUCUAACAAUAAAAGUAAGUGAGUUACGCUCAAAAUAUUGUUGGUCCCCUUUAUUUUUUUGUAAAAAAAUCGCGAAAAUCACCCCCUAAUUAGCUUCCCAAAUAAAAUUAAUCGUUACCGCUGUACAAGUUACUUUACUUAUGUAUUGUUUAUAUUAUCUAUAAGUUUCAUUGGUUCAAAGUGCUCAGUUUAAAAAAAAAUAGGAUUAAAAUAAAACAUUUUUUUUUAUUUGGAAAAAAAUGGAAUUGUUUAUGGAAUUAACUUUAAAAUUAUUAGUAUUACCAACAAUCUCAAAGAGUAAUCAAAUGCAGGUUUUGCUUUUCUGAAUAUUUUUGAUUUUUUGUUUUCUUGUUAGACAAAAAUUGGUUACGCUAUGGCUGUUCAAAAUUUGCCUAAACUCAUGAUUAGUUACUCGUUUAAGCCAUUUUAACUACAGCUUUUUCAAAAAUAAGCACUUUGAACCGAUGAAACUUACAGAUCAUAUAAAUAAUGCAUAAGCAAGGUAACGUAUGAAGUGGUAAUGAUCAAAUUUAUUUGUAACGCUAAUUAGGGGGUGAUUUUCGCGAUUUUUUUACGAAAAAAUAAAGGGGGCCAACAAUAUUUUGAGCGUAACUCACUUACUUUUAAUGUUACAAGUUUUUUUAAUAAACAAAAAUAAACCUUUUUUUAAACACUUUAAAAAAGUUAAAAUGAAUUUUCCCCGAAAAGGGCUCCGUUUUUGGGUAAUUUCACAUUGAAAUAUUCGAUUUGGAAUUUGACGAAGAAGAACCUAAUUUUCAUUAGCUACAACUCUGUUUCUAGUGGCUCUACAGACCUCAUGCAUACAACACUUUUUUCAAUUUUUUAUGAGCUAUAUUUUUACUAUGAAUAUUUUUUUCGCUAAAAUACUUAUUUUUUGAGUUAUCUCCGAAAAACCGUCCAAAAACAUGUUUUAUUUAGUUAAAAUUGAACAUAUCCAUUCGCAAAUAACUCGAAAAGUAUUGACUUAGUGAAAAAACUCUAUAGAACAAAAGUUGUUUAGAAUCAGUCAUUUUAUCCAACUGCGGUCUUAUCUUGAAUGUAUAUUUUUCACCUUCGAGAGGGGAUAUUUUCCUCCAUUUUACGAAAAUGGAGGGGAUGUAGAAUUGUUAACUUUUUCUUAUAUAAUAAUAGACAACUUCAACUACCUAUUCCCAAAUUUUCAUCCUUCCUUCAUUUUUUUGGGGGUCAGAUUGUUCUUUGAUCGGGCUAUAGCAUGAAAAUUGCAUAAUAGAAGUUAGAUGGCUACGUUGUAAAUAAAAACGUAACACGUUUAUGCUUAUUUACAACUCUUGUAUUACUUGUUGGAAUGAAGUAUAAAUUAUUUUAUAGAUAAUCAUGGAAUCUAUCACUCUUAGGACUAUUACACUAAAUUUUGUCUAGUCUAUUUCAGUGGUUGUACAUAUUUAUAAUGAAAUAUUUAUUUUGUACAUGUUUAGAUUUUUGUCACUUUUGUAUAACUAAAAUAAUCUAAUUUGGUGCUUAGGGAAUUAAGUUUUUUCAUUACAUUAACAUACAUUUGUUAUAAAACAAACCAAAAAGAUAAUGGGUAAGAGAUUGUAAAGUGUACUUUAUACAAAUAUUUGAUUUUUUACAAAAUUUAUUAAGCGCAUUAUCUUUCUAAUGUAAUAAUUAUUACUCAAAUAUUCAAAUGGUAUAUUACUUUGUAACAAAAAAGAUGAUUUAUGUAUCAGAGUUAUAAAAUUAAUUAUUGUUUGAUAGUUUGGUAACAUGGAAUUAUUGAUGAGAAAUAUUGUUCUGAGGCUGUUAUCGGUAGCAUAUUUUUUUAUGUCUUUUGGGCAUGUUUUAUCCAAAUCAAACCAGACAUAACUGCUCGGCGAGCAAAAAUCAUUCUCGCUUUUGUCGAUGACGUAGAUGCAGUGGCACAAUCAACAUUAGAAUUUAAGGAUAUUUUCUCCAGCUUUGAAGAAGCUGUAUUAACCCGGGAGUAGUCGCGCUCACUUCUGUAACGUGAAUAGUCGCGUGUUAGAUUCUAUCUCAAAAUACGAAUUGAAAUACGAAUUUACAACAAGUUUUUAUUUUAUAGUAUUUUUAUUUACUUGUUAUGUUAGAAAUAUUAUUUCUAACAAUUAUUAAAGCUAAUUGGCUCUCCUCAAAGCCAUAAAUUCCACAAAAAGAAGAAAAAAAAAUAAAAAAAAAAUUCCUACGCAUUACUACACCCUUCCUCGAGGCACUUACGAAAUUUUUUCAAAAUUGCAAAAUUUUUCAUCAAGUUAUCGCGAAAAAGGAUAAAAUGUGAGAUUCUAUCUAACGGCGCGACUACUCGCGGGUUAAACAUCGGUCUAAAAAUAAAUGAAGACAAAAGAAGAAAAUACAGGUCGUCUCAAAAUAAGAGCGACAGCGAAUAAGGCAAAAUAUUACUAUAAACGAUCAUAACUUCGAAGUGGUUAAAGAAUUUCAAUAUCUAGGAGUAACAAUCACAAAUGCCAACAAAAUAGAGUGAUGCGAAUUUCUUUGCAAUGCAACAUCCAAUGAAGUCAAAACUUCUUUCACGAGGUCCAAAAAUGCAGAUGUAUAAUAUAAGACCAUAAUACGACCACAACAUAGACGCUAACAAAAAAGAAAAUUAAAUAAAUUGCUGGUGUGGGAACGUAAAAUCCUUCGAAUGAUAUAUGGCCCAUGCAGAGACAGCGUGACAAACGAAUGGAGGCGCAGAUACAAUAACGAGUCUCUAUUCAGAAAGAAAAAUCUAGUCAGAUAUAUAAAGGCCAGUGUGUUCUGGGAAAGGCCAGAUGAAAGAAGGUCUAUAGGACGGCCUAGAAAAAGGUGGAAAGAUGCAGUCAAAGAAGAUCUGGAGAAAGUGGGAGUGAAACAAUGGGAAUUCGUGGCACAGGACCGACAAACAUGGAAGGCAAUAGUAAGCGCGGCAAAGACUCACGAAGAGUUGUAACGCCAUUGAUGAUGAUGAACAUGUUUUAUGAUCUCAACAAUAGGUAUUUUGUGGCCUAAGUAUUUGUACGAAGCAGUAUCCUCCAUUUAGUUCCUUACUUAACCAAGUUUGUAAUUUGCUGUGUUUUUGAGAUAUUUUCUUCUUAAGGUGCCGAGACCGCUUGUCGAUCGUUUGCUCUCAUGUUGCCCAGCAUAUUUACAAUCGUCUUGUUUACAGCCGCAUGAAAUAGUUCAGUGCUAGUUUGCCAAACCAUUGGCGUAGGUUUUUAAGCCAAGAAGUUCUACGGCGGCCCACACUUCUUUUUCCCAUUAUUUUACCUUGCAUGACAAGGUGAAGUAUGUCAUAUUUUUCUGGGUGACGCGUGAUAUGACCAAAGUAUUCCAAUUUACGUCGUUUAACCGUGUUCACUACUUCACAACUUUUAUUCAAACGUUGCAAAACCCUUUCGUUUGUGACUCUUUCUACCCAACUGAUCUUCAGAAUACGGCUGUAGACCCUCAUCUCAAAUGCUUUUAGGUUCUUUAAAAGCGAUUCUGUCAGGAUCCAUGCUUCAACCCCGUAAAGUAGUACUGGGAAUAUAUAUAACAUCGAAACAUUCUUAUGCGAAGUUCCAAAUUGAGAUCAUGACUGCAAAGGAUUUUCUUAAAUUUCAUAAAACUUGUUCUUGCUUUGGCAAUUCUCCUUUUAAUUUCUGUACUAGGGUUCCAGCUUUCAUUAAUAUGAGUACCUAGAUAUACAAGAUAACUUACGCGUUCAAUUGAGUCAUUACCAAUUGUUACGUUAUAGUUAUAAUUUGAGAUAUUUAUACAUGCCUAAUUGUCGCUAGGCUUCAUGUAGUCUUUCCGGUAUUUUUUUCGUAUUAUCCGGUCAUUCAAAUUUAUCUGUUUACAUCUAUGUAUAUCUAUGACCCAAUGCAGGUAUCCUGAUACAAUGAAACCUAUUACCUGAUUUUUUCUAUGUUCUUCCAUUUCUCUCUAUCUAUCUCUCUAGCCAUUCUAGCAAAUUCUUACAACCAAAUGGGCCGUGUAUCGUCUCCACCUCGACUUUUUUCACCUUCUACCUUCCCCUGGAUGGUAAGUUUUUCAAGACCAUUUCUUUGAAAGACGUGCUCAAAAAAGCCUUUUAUUUUGUUUUGUUAUUUGCAUUCUUAAUAUUCAUUUUAUAUUUAGCUUAUUCAGUAUAGAUUUAUUUGGUUUUCGGGCUACUAAUGGUAUUUUCAGCAUUCGUCUCCAGCAGUACAUCUCAAAGGGAUCUGUAAACUUGUGUCUUUAUAAGUGAAAUUUUUGUCUCAUUGUACCAGUCUCAUUUUUUAACUAUUUAUAAUGGGAAAUAAGCCACAAUAUUAUUAAAAAAUGAUUUUUAUUAACGUUUCAUUUUUGUAUUGAUAGGCAUUUCAUGACCUUUUCAAGUUUUUGUUAAUUUUGCCAUAUAGUUUUUUUUCAAUUGCUGACCGGCGCUUUAUUUAUUUCUCAUGCUCUUGGUGACUACAUGCCUAGUCUCAUGCUCUUGGUGACCCUGAAACAUUCAGUUCAUUCUCCAUUUACUCUCAUUCUGGCAUAAUAGGGAACUUGCACAUUUUUUUACUACAUAAUAAUGUUCAGUUUUGUUUAAAAAUGAGAUUUCCAAAAUUUCACGCUUCAAAAACUCAUAGUUAAAAUCUUCUGUGUAUUUAAAAUAGUUCAAACGACCCGUGACGUCAUCUAAUUGUACUUUACUUAUGUUUAUGUUAAUAUUUAUAUUUUAAUGGCAUUUGUCGUACGUCAUUGUAAUAAUAUAUACCAGUUUGUUGAGAUUGGAGUUUGAUACAGUUUUUGAAGAAAAGGAAAGAAGGUUUACUAUGGAAAAUAAAACACUAUAAGUGUUGUUUAGUGCCAUUUUGUAAAAGUAAAACUAUUAAAAACCCCAAUAAAAUAUUUAUUGGAUUACCGGCCGAAAACGGCGUUUAAAGUGGUUACUUGUGUGCUUAAAAAACGUAAAGAUAUUUCAGUUAAUACACAAGGUCUUCAAGAAUGUAGAGAUCAUUUUAUCGUAAGUAUAAUGUAUAUGUUGUCUGCUUACCAAAAACACUUAAAUAUUAGUUCGAAAUUGUCUUAACAAAAACACUCAAAUAUUAGUCAGAAAUAGCAACUAUCAAAAUUUUAUAAAACUGAGUGUCAGUAUCAAAUCAAUGCCAAACCUAAUGAAUUAAUGGCGAGGACAUCCAAUACUACAAUGAUAUGUCGUCACGACCAAUGAGGGUGUGUUUUGCGCUAAUUUUUAAUCGACUUUAGGGGCCAAGCGAAAGACAAAAAACACUUUUUUUUCAUUGAUAUAUGUUUCAAAUUAUGUUUUGUUGUGAUUUAUAGCAUUUUUUUUUAAUUUCAAUUUUUAUGCAAGUUCUCUAUUGUUAUUGUAUAGGCUUUUAAUGAGCUGUAUCUGCCCAUAUGACAAAAAGCUGCCACAUUUUACACCAAUUGACUAUAUUGUUCAAUUCUCUGAAUUGUUCUACUUAGUCCUUAGUAAAUUAAAAGGGUUAUAUCCUCUCUAGAAUUAUGUGUAAAAGUAUCUUGUUGCAUACUACUUCGGUAAUGUUUAUUGGUGUUGCUUUGUCCUUGUUAACAAUUAUUAUGUAAAGUUAAACAGUUUUCAGUUUAUUUAAUGAAAUAUUAUAAAAAAGAGAUUAAAAAAUGAGGUUCUGCAAACGAAUAGUUUCCGAAUAACCUUAAGAUAUUCAGAAAUGUUAGAACAUAUUUUAGAUCCAAAUCUUCCAAGUUACCAAUCCCUAAACAUUAAUACCAGUGAUCAAAUAUGUAAUAUUAAAAAAUUAUAACAAAUUAGGAAAAUAACACUUUUUAUAGUGUCUAUGCAAUUCUUGCGUUUUAUCUAUGUAUGCUUUUAAUAAUCAAUUAGGUAUUUUAUUUCAUUAUCUUAUUACAUCAGUAGGCAAUAGUUAUAAUUUCUAUAACCUAAUUAUGAUCUUUAAUGUUUAUAUUUUUAAUUUUUGCAUUAUUUUUCGUAUUUUUCUAUUUUAUUAUACCUAUUAUUCCUACUUACUACUUAAAUUAAGGACUUUAACAAUUCAACUGUUGCAUAGACACAUUAUUUGUUUUAUUAGUUGUUACGUUAAAAUUUUGAUAGAGUUAUUUUUACUAUCAAACGUAGAAGUAUUGUGAUGAUAUUAAAAUUUUUAUUUGUCCUUGUCAAUGAAUAAAUUUGACAUUUGAA
This is a messenger RNA of Diabrotica virgifera virgifera (western corn rootworm), 27210 nucleotides long. RefSeq names its product serine/threonine-protein phosphatase 6 regulatory ankyrin repeat subunit A-like. The transcript has 17 exons. Gene Ontology annotation, molecular function: protein binding. The record is from RefSeq and is a predicted model, not a curated record. NCBI's taxonomy places the organism in Eukaryota, Metazoa, Arthropoda, Insecta, Coleoptera, Chrysomelidae. Bases 137 to 3226 code for a protein of 1029 amino acids. Gene Ontology annotation, cellular component: cytoplasm.